UACGUGUCGGAGGCGGAGUUCCCGGGCGGCCCUUGCAGCAUGGCCGCCGGCGCCGCCGCCGCUUUAGCGUUUUUGAGUCAGGAGAGCAGAACCCGGCCCGGGGGAGUUGGGGGGCUGAGAGCCUCCGCUCCAGUCACUAUGGACAGUUUUUUCUUCGGCUGUGAGCUCUCGGGCCACACUCGCUCUUUCACCUUCAAAGUAGAGGAAGAGGAUGAUGCAGAGCACGUGCUGGCUUUGACCAUGCUCUGCCUCACUGAGGGGGCCAAAGAUGAGUGUAAUGUGGUAGAAGUUGUGGCCCGGAACCAUGACCACCAGGAGAUUGCUGUCCCUGUGGCCAACCUCAAGUUGUCCUGCCAACCCAUGCUCAGUUUGGAUGACUUCCAGCUCCAACCACCUGUAACCUUCCGCCUGAAGUCAGGUUCUGGCCCUGUGCGGAUCACUGGGCGGCACCAGAUUGUUACUGUAAGCAAUGACAUUUCCGAGGAAGAAGAGAGCGGAGAAGAGGGGAAUGAGGAGGAGGAAGCUGAGCUGUGCUCCAUCCUGCCUGCCAAGAAGCAGCGGGGCAGGCCCUAGCACUCCUUGGUCAGCUAGCUGCCUGCCACACAUGCUGUGCACCGCGUUGCUGUACAGUACUCAAGACUUUUAAAUGUCUUCUCCGUUGAAGAGGAGGGGUGGGUUGGGGCAUCUUGGGCUGGUGCUAGGAGAGAGGGGGGUCCCGUUCUCCAUAGGACCCUGGUCUAAUCUUGUACCAUGCCUGGGGCUUCCCUUUUCUCCAGGAAUGGGAAGAAUUCUGAACUUCUGACCCUCUCCCCACUUGCCUAUAAGGUUGGAGGUCAGCAUCUGAAGCCCAGGACUACACAUUUUUAAUGCUUUUUACAUUUUUGGAUAAAGGUUGCAAUAAAAUGGUCUGGUUGUUUUGCAA
This is a messenger RNA of Rhinolophus ferrumequinum (greater horseshoe bat), 922 nucleotides long. RefSeq names its product nucleophosmin/nucleoplasmin 3 (gene NPM3). The transcript has 6 exons. Gene Ontology annotation, molecular function: RNA binding; histone binding; chromatin binding. Gene Ontology annotation, cellular component: nucleolus; cytoplasm; nucleoplasm. Gene Ontology annotation, biological process: chromatin remodeling. NCBI's taxonomy places the organism in Eukaryota, Metazoa, Chordata, Mammalia, Chiroptera, Rhinolophidae. Bases 40 to 573 code for a protein of 177 amino acids. The record is from RefSeq and is a predicted model, not a curated record.